This is a messenger RNA of Diaporthe citri, 1404 nucleotides long. RefSeq lists its product as uncharacterized. Lineage: Eukaryota; Fungi; Ascomycota; Sordariomycetes; Diaporthales; Diaporthaceae. The transcript has a single exon. Bases 1 to 1404 code for a protein of 467 amino acids. The record is from RefSeq and is a predicted model, not a curated record.
AUGGCUACUAUCCACGAUCCAUCCCUGAUUGACCUAAUCCCCUCCGAGCUGCCCGGCAUCCCCGACCAUGAUACCACCAAAGAUGAUUGGGUGAUUGGCAUCGGAGCACAAGGCAACAACACCUUUUUCGAUACACAGUGGGUACAAUGCUCUUACCAGAUAAGUGGUGGGUAUGGGCACACACCAAGAUACAUCUACUACUUCCUGAUCCUCUUCGCCAUGUGGAAGAGGCGCACCGAUUGGCUUGCGGAGGCUGCGAUGGCGUCCGUCAUGGUAUACAGCGGCUCUGCGGCCAUCCAUGCCGUCGUACUAGCUGCGACAAGGGGAAAGAUGGCCCCACGUUCCAUGCUCCAAAACUACGGGACAGUUCGGGUAGAAGGCGCAACGACUACUGGCACUGCACCGACCUGGGACAGCAAUCAAGAUGAAUGGAUCAGUGAUGGCCCGUUUGACAACAGCCUCUGGCUACCGGUCCUCCCGAUGGCUUGGGACUCUGACGUCGACGCCACUCUUGCCAUCGUGGGAACAGCGUUUCUGGUACUAUUACCAAUGCAGACCUGGUCAAGAGCACUGCGCAGGUCUCGGGUCAAGAUCGUGGUCUGGCUGUGGGGUACCUUGUUGCUGACGGGCAUGGUUUGUGCCUUGGUUGCGGAGCAAUAUAUCCAAGCUUGGUACUUCGGACAGCUGCGGUUCUGUCCCACCGGAGCUCACGAUAGUCUCCCUCUGAUGAAUGAUGGGAGGCAGACCGUGGGCGGCGAAUGGGACGGCUACGACGGGUACGACUGGAAUCGGACGAUCAAACGGCAAUUCAUCGACAAGACCAGCACCGAGGCCUUGAGCAAUGUCUGCAUCUACCCAUGCUUUGAUUUCGACUGGCCGCUCCGCGACAAUACGGAAAUUUUGGCUGUGGAACGGAACUACAACAUCAUAUUCGUUUCUGACACGUUCUUCGUGUUGUUGAUAAUAUGUUACUCCUUGGUAACGUCGACCGGUCUAUCCAGUCUGACUAUAGCAGUUCUGACCAGCCUUCCUCGACGUUGGACACUCCGUGGGCUCCGUCCACACUCGGACCAAGACGCCUUAAAACUACGCCUGAUACCCCAGCAGCUUCGGUGGAUCAGAGAUGCCUGGAAAAAUUAUCAUCUUGGUUGGAUCGAUCGAACUGCGAAAAUAGCACUUUCCACUUACUUCCUCAUAGUCUACGUUUACACCUUCUUUGUCAGCCCUGUGGUGGUGUUCUUCUUUGUUGGUUUCAUGGAGUGGACUAUCUGGGGCUCCGAUCCUGGCGGUGAGACCUUCUACCACGUUGGGCAAUGGAGUACUAAUGUUGCAUUGGCAUUGGUCUUCAUAGCUGCUGCUAUAUCUCAUUAUAGCAAAAGUCCGAGUCCCACUGCCACCCCUUAA